AUGCCAUCAAUUAAUGAAAAUGAAGAUAUUAUUAAUAAAUUAAAGAUGUCAACGAUAACAGAUGAUAUUAUUAUUCAACCAAGUAUUGAUGAUUUACCAUAUGAAGAAGAUGUUUCAAAGAAUCCAUACUCUGUUAAUUGUUGGUUAAGAUAUUUAGAGUUUAAACAAGGUUCACCACAAAAACAAAGAAAUUAUAUAUAUGAAAGAGCCAUUAGAGAAUUACCAAGAAGUUAUAAAAUUUGGCAUCAAUAUCUAUUAGAAAGAACUUUAGCAAUUAGAGGUAAAUGUAUUUUAGAAAAUUCAUUUGAGGCUGUAAAUACAUUAUUUGAAAGAUCUUUAGUAUUUUUAGAUAAGAUGCCAAGAAUUUGGAUUGAAUAUUGCGAAUUUUUAAUGAUACAAGAAAAGAUAACAUUAACUAGAAAAACAUUUGAUAGAGCAUUAAUAGCAUUACCAGUUACACAACAUUAUAGAAUUUGGAAUGAAUAUACUAAAUUCAUAUUGAAGAGAUCUAUACCAUCAUUAACAUGUAUUAGAGUUUAUAAGAGAUACUUAAAGAUUCAACCAGAGAAAGUUGAAGAGUAUAUUGAAUAUUUAAUAAAGAUUAAAGAGUGGCAAGAAGUUGUCAAUCAAUUAAUUAAACUAUUGGAUAAUGUUAAAUUUAAAUCGAUUAAAGGUAAGAGUCGUCAUGAUCAUUGGUUACAACUUUGUGAAAUUCUAUCAUCAUAUCCAAAACAGAUUACAGGUGUAGAUGUAGAUUCAGUGAUUAGAAGUGGUAUUGGCAAAUUCAGUGAUCAAAUUGGUAAACUUUGGUGUUAUCUAUCAGAUUAUUACAUUCAAUUGGCACAAUUUGAAAAGGCAAGAGACAUUUUCGAAGAGGCAUUAACAUCGGUUGGAACAGCAAGAGAUUUCAGUUUUAUUUGGGAAUCCUAUACACAAUUUGAGGAUUCAUUAAUCGCAGCAAAACAAGAGAUACUAGAAGAGGAUCCAUCCGAAGAUAAUCUAUUGGAAUUUGAUAUUAUCAUUGAACGUUAUGAAAAUUUAAUUCAACGUCAACCUUUAUUAUUGAAUUCUGUAAUGUUAAAACAAAAUCCAAAUAAUGUUCAAGAAUGGUUAAAACGUGUUAACCUAUACUCUAAUCCAACUCCAAAUGUUAAAAUGAUCAUUCAAACUUUUACUGAUUCAAUUAAAUCAAUUGAUCCACAACUUGCAAAAGGUAAACUUUCAACUAUCUAUUCAACUUUUGCUCAUUUCUAUGAACAAAAUAAUAAAUUAUCUCAAGCUCGUUUAAUAUUUGAAAAUUCUUUAACUGUAAAUUUUAAAACAAUUGAUGAUUUAUCAACAUUAUAUUGUGAUUAUGCUGAAAUGGAAUUAAAACAUAGAAAUUAUGAAAAAGCAAUUGAAAUUUUAAAAAGAGGUACAGUUUCACCAAAAAAACAAAAUACAAUAAUUGAAGAGAAUGAACCAGUUCAAAAGAGAUUAUUUAAAUCAAUUAAAAUUUGGACAUUUUAUGUUGAUUUAGAAGAAUCAUUUGGAACUUUUCAUAAUACAAAAUCAAUUUAUGAAAAGAUGAUUCAAUUAAAAGUGGUUACACCACAAAUUAUUUUAAACUUUGCAAAGUAUUUAGAAGAGAAUAAAUAUUUUGAAGAUAUGUUUAAAGCUUAUGAACAUGGUGUACAAUUAUUCCUAUUUCCACAUGUUCAAGAUAUUUGGAUCACUUAUUUAACCAAAUUCAUUCAAAGAUAUGCCGGUAUGAAAUUGGAGCGUACUCGUGACCUAUUCGAACAGGUUCUAUCAAAAGUACCACCAAAAGAAUCGAUUAUCUUUUAUUUAAUGUAUGCAAACUUUGAAGAACAAUAUGGUUUAGCGCGUCAUUCAAUGGCUGUCUAUGAUCGUGCAGCUAAAUCUGUCGAUAAAGAAGAUAGAUUCAAAAUGUACUUGUUAUAUAUUCAUCGUGCUUCAGAAUUCUUUGGUGUUAACCAAACUCGUGAAAUCUUUUCAAAAGCAAUCGAACAAUUACCAGAUCAAUACGUUCGUGAUAUGUGUCUUAAAUUCGCUGAUAUGGAAAAGAAAUAUGGUGAAAUUGAUCGUGCUCGUUCUAUCUACAUUCAUGGUUCUCAAUUCUCUGAUCCAAGAACUUCAAUGUUUUAUUGGAAUACUUGGAGUGAUUUCGAAAAAUUACAUGGUAAUGAAGAUACAUUCAAAGAAAUGUUAAGAAUUCGUAGAUCUGUUCAAGCAAGUUAUAUUACUCAAAAUCCAACUUUAGCUUUAUUAAAUAAAUUAAAUAAUAAAGAUGAUAAAGAUGAUAAAAAUCAACAACAAAAACAACAACAACAACAACAAGAAAAACAACAACAACAGCAACAGCAACAACAACAAGCAUCUACUUUAACCAAAUCAAAACCUGUCACUGUUUCACUACCAGAAACAAUUCAAUAUAAUAAGAAAAUCGAAAAUGAUGAUGAAAUUAAUUUAGAUGAUGAUGAAGAAGAGGAAGAGGAAGAAGAUCAACUAGCAAUUAAAGCUUUUCCAAAAACAUUAUUGAAAAUAAUAUAA
Dictyostelium discoideum AX4 is the source of this 2553-nucleotide messenger RNA. It is a transcript of the gene xab2, whose product is annotated as TPR-like helical domain-containing protein. Gene Ontology annotation, cellular component: nucleus. The record is from RefSeq and is a predicted model, not a curated record. Bases 1 to 2553 code for a protein of 850 amino acids. NCBI's taxonomy places the organism in Eukaryota, Evosea, Eumycetozoa, Dictyosteliales, Dictyosteliaceae. Gene Ontology annotation, biological process: RNA processing; mRNA splicing, via spliceosome. The transcript is spliced from 3 exons.